Mercurialis annua (annual mercury) is the source of this 920-nucleotide messenger RNA. RefSeq lists its product as uncharacterized. The transcript has a single exon. The record is from RefSeq and is a predicted model, not a curated record. Bases 258 to 722 code for a protein of 154 amino acids. Lineage: Eukaryota; Viridiplantae; Streptophyta; Magnoliopsida; Malpighiales; Euphorbiaceae.
UAACAAUUCAAAACCGAAUAAAAGUAAUUAUUUAAUUUUCCAAUCAUCGUUUCAAUUCUUAUAGAAAAACACAGCUUUUUUCCAAUCCGGUGUGCUCCAGAAUAGUCUAAAUCCAUUUCUCUUUCUUCUUCCUAUAAUACAUAUUCAACUCUCCAUAUUUAUAUCCCAAAAACUUCUUUUAAAAAAAUAAAUUAAGAAAGAAAACCGAUAUCGAUUCUCAAUAGUUUUAGUUUCAAAAUCUUGAAUUAGUUGAAAGUAUGAGGACCAAGAAGCAAAAGCAGAGCAAACUGAUGAAAAUAGUUUCAACUCCAUUAAGAGUAUUGGGGAAAGCAAGAGAUCUUUACGUAAAAAGCAUCACAGGCUGCGCAACAAGAACAUAUGGCCAUUCGAGAUCCAUGCCAAAAGGCGAGCUGCCCAAGAGCUAUAGCAUGGGGUCAACUAUAUCGAGCGCCAGCGCCGGCGAUGACUACGGCGAUCUAAUUAGGGCUGCGUCCGUUAGAAGUCUGGGACAUAAAAACGAGAUUGAUAUGUUAUUACAGCAACAUAAAGAAGAGCAACAGAAGAAACAACUGCCCAAGAGUGUGAGUGUGGGCAUGGGAUUUAUGGGUCGGAUUGAUGAAGAAAAUGGCGAUGAAGAAGGCAGUGUUGGUGGUUCUAAGAGAGCUGAUAUGUACCCUAGAAGUAGAACUGUUGCUGGAAGAUCAUCAGGUGCUGCCUUUUGAUUACCAAAGGAAAUGGAAAUUUCAGAUUUGGAAGAGCUGAUUGCAUUGAAAAUUAAGGUUUGUUUUUUUGUUGUUUUUUUGGGUUAAAGUGAAAGAUUUUGUUUGUAAAGGUAGUUAAAUUGUAAUUUAGUGUAUUGAAGAAUGUUUUUCUUGUAAUCCAACUCCCAAUUGAAAGGAAUAAGAACUGAAGAUUUUCAA